Messenger RNA from Lasiosphaeria miniovina, 1155 nucleotides. RefSeq lists its product as uncharacterized. The record is from RefSeq and is a predicted model, not a curated record. NCBI's taxonomy places the organism in Eukaryota, Fungi, Ascomycota, Sordariomycetes, Sordariales, Lasiosphaeriaceae. Bases 1 to 1155 code for a protein of 384 amino acids. The transcript is spliced from 5 exons.
AUGCCGGCCGUCAUCACCAACUGCCUGUUCACCAGCCUCGCCUUCGUCGUCGUGUGCUUCCGGCUCGGCACAAGAGUCUUUGUCGUUAAGAACGUCGGCGCCGAUGACUUGCUCAUCGUCCUUGCCAUUCUCGCGUCGAUAGGGUUCUUGGUGGUGUUCAUGCUGCAGGUCAAGGCAGGCCUCGGCCGCGCAAUAACGGUCCCCGAACUCCCGGGGUUCCUGCAGGCGCUGUGGGCAACCAUCCCCAUCUACAACCUCGCGCUGAUGCUCUGCAAGCUGUCCAUCACGGUGCAGUGCUACCGGGUGCUGCGCACGCCGCGCACGGCACGGUUCCUGCGCGUGUACAUGGGCGUGCUGGCCGCGUACGGCGCGUGGAGCGUGCUGGGCAACGUGUUUGUGUGCUGGCCCGUCGGUUUCUACUGGCUCGAGCCCACGGGGACGCUCCGCGGCGCGUGCAUGGACAAGGGCGCCGUCACGUUUUCGAAUGCUGCGCUCAAUAUCGCGUCGGACCUCGUCCUCAUCGCCGUGCCCGUCUCCCUGCUGUGGCGCCUGCAGCUCCCCCGCAGGCAGAAGAUGGUCCUGGUGUGCCUGUUUAGCGGUAGCGCGUUUGCCUGUGUCACGAGCAUCGUGCGCCUGCACGCCCUGUACACCAUUGCCGUGGCGCCACCAGCCGAGCAGUCGGUCGAGGGCGUCGAUAUCGCCAUCUGGUCGUCCAUCGAGAUCAACGUCGGCAUCAUCUGCGCGUCGCUGCCGGCGCUAAAGCCGCUCGCCGCCAAGCUGUUUCCACGCCUGUUACUGUCGGGGCUCUACGCGCGCACCAAGGAGGCCGCGCCGUCGGGCGGGCGAGAGGCUGUGGGUGGGUCCAGCGGGAGUGGCAGCCACGGCGGCCGCCGGAGCGAUCACACGGCGAGCGAGGACGCACACUCGGGCCACCGCGCAGAGAUCCGCGUCAGCCAGUCAUUUGAGAUGACGAGCGCGCCCGCCACGGCCGUGCCCGACACUACUGACCUCGAAACGGGAACGGUGGCCGCUAUAGGCACUGACGAUGGGCAGACGAGCCGCGACGGCAGUGAAAGGAACCUAGUUUCGUCGAGCUGGCACGGCGACGGCUGCAAGAUGGCCACCGUCAUGAGCGAUCCGCACGACAUGGUUUGA